AUGGCAACACCGACCCAGCCGCAGCCGUACGGCAGCAACCAGUACCCCACGCCCACCUCGCAGAGCGGCGCUGGCUCAGCGCCGCAGUCUGCCUACACGCCGACGGAAAGAGCAUCCCAGUCAGGAGCGCCGGCCGGGAGGGAAUACAGCCAUCCGCAGCCGCAGCAGCCAGCCGCACCGCAGCAGUUUGAGAAGUACUGCAUCAUCCACAUUGCUACGACGUGUGACGAGCACGGCGUCUAUGUCACCAAGGACAGCGCGGAGGUCAUUGAGAUCGGAUGGGUCGUGGUCGAUGCCCAGAACUCCGAGCGAGAGUUGCACCGCCAGUCCGUGCUGGUUCGCCCUGUCAACACUCCUAUUACUCCCCUGUGCACCUCUCUCACCACUCUCACCUGGGAACAUGUCAAGAACGCCGGCUCAUUCCGCGACGCCAUCGGCACUUUCGACUCUUUCGCCCGCGAACAUCUAGUACCCAAGGACGGCGACUCUGGAGCUCAGCCAACGUUCGCCUUUGUAACCUUGACGCCCUGGGAUCUACGCGUGCAGCUGCCACGUGAGGCUCGCGACAAGAACGUUGUGCUACCACCUUAUCUUCAACAUCCCAUCCUGUUCGGCCUUCGUGGCGAGUAUCAGACUUUUCAAUCACACCAUCCAGAAACGCUGGCCUUCAGCUCCUCCAGUCUAUCAUCAAUUUGUGCCGGACUCGAAGUCGAAGAAGUUCGCUCCUCUGGCAAGGUUACCGGCGGCUUACCCUUCCAUCUCCAGGCGCUGGCACCAUCGUCACCCCGCCGCGCGCUCGAAGAGGCCCUCACUUUAACCCGCUGCCUCACAUCGCUCGUCAAAAAGUCACGGCCAUCACAAACCAACCCACAAGGUACACCAGACGUUCUUGCACGCCCAUUGGACGCUCGCAGUGACGUUCGCGCAUUCCUCGGCGAGCGCAGCAAGGUUCUUCACUUGAGCGGACUUCCUCACGACACGACGCAAAGUGAGCUCGAAAGCUGGUUCACGCAGUACGGCGGCCGACCGAUUGCUUUCUGGACUCUGCGAACCCCAGAGGGAGGCAAGCCAAGUGGCAGCGGAUUUGUUGUAUUCGGCAGUCACGAAGAGGCAGCCGAGUCGCUCUCCAUGAACGGACGCGCUCUCAACGAUCGCGCUAUUGAGGUCGCGCCCUCUUCCAGCCGCGUCCUCGACCGCGCAGCACACUCUCAACCACCAGGUGGUCCUCCCCUCUUGACGCCAUUCCCACCAUCGAAGAACCGCCCGCGCCCAGGCGACUGGACAUGCCCGUCGUGUGGAUUCUCCAACUUCCAGCGUCGCACAGCAUGCUUCCGAUGCUCAUUCCCGGCCAUGGGCGCCACAGGCGGUGACCCAUACAACCAGUCAUACGGCAUGCAACCGGCACCUUACGGCGGCGCAGGCUACGGCCACCCAGUCAUGAUGGGCGGCCAGAUGCACCAAGGUGGCGGCGGCUAUGGAGGUAUGGGCGGCAGCCACAUGGGAGGCUCAAGCGGCCGAGGUGGCAUCGUACCAUUCCGUGCUGGAGACUGGAAGUGCGGCAAUGAAGGCUGCGGCUACCACAACUUUGCCAAGAACGUAUCCUGCUUACGUUGCGGUGCAUCCAGGAACAACGCGGCUGUUGUCGCAGAGAGCGGUAUGACCAGCUUCCCAGGAUCAUCGUACGGAGGCCCUCCAAACAUGCCAAUGCAAUCAAUGCCACCUCAGCAGUAUGGAGGCAUGCAGCAACCGGAUCCAUCUGCUUACGGCAGUGGCGGCAUGGCUGGACCACCAGGCGGCUUUAGUGGACAGUCCUAUGGCCCACCAUCAACUUAUGCCCUUCCAUCUGGCAUUGCUGCCCCAAGCCCAUACAUGGCUGGAGGAUACUCGCAGAUGGCCAACAACGCUGGUAUGCAGUCUCAAGGAGGAUUCGAUAGCCGCACCGAGCAGGCUUUCAACCAAGGUAAUGCAGGUGGCCAGGCCACUGCAGGCGCUUACUCGAAUGGCGCUUAUGGUAACACUGGAGGCUAUGGCAAUGACGGCUCGGCCGAUCCAUUCUCAUUCCUCAACACUGGCAUGAGUCAGCUUGGUAUCAACGAGGGUGGUGAUCGUCGCAAUGGCGGUGGUGCCAAAUCACCUCAAUGA
This is a messenger RNA of Fulvia fulva, 2142 nucleotides long. RefSeq lists its product as uncharacterized. Gene Ontology annotation, molecular function: RNA binding; 3'-5'-RNA exonuclease activity. The record is from RefSeq and is a predicted model, not a curated record. Lineage: Eukaryota; Fungi; Ascomycota; Dothideomycetes; Mycosphaerellales; Mycosphaerellaceae. The transcript has 3 exons. Bases 1 to 2142 code for a protein of 713 amino acids.